AAGAAAAAGCAGAUAUUUAUUUAUUUAUUGAAUUAUUGUCAUUUAUUUUAUUUUUCUAUGAUCAGAUAUUAGUAUUAUACUCAGCUCAAUUUGUACUGUUACAAGCAUUCAGCAGCCCCCCAAAAAAAAAAAUCUAAAAAAAAAAAGAACUGAUUCAGCUCACCUCAACAGUCAAAGUCAUCUCUAAACAAAAUCCAUUAACUCUAUUUUCUCUCUCUUUCUCUUUCUCUCUCCUCCUUAUUUUUGGUGUGCUUCAGCAGCACAAUAAUUAGUGUUUGUCUCUUUAAUCUCACCUGUUGGCUACUUCUGAAGUAAUCAAUUUUCUGAUCUGUGAAUCUAAGGUGCUGUGACAAAUUGGUUGGGUCAAAUGCAGAGACAGACGAGGUCUAUGGAGAGAUCCAAUAGUAUGAGGGGAAAGCGGAGUUUGGAGAGUAGCGGCGGCGGCGGUGCUGGUGGCGGUGAUGAUGAUCAACCGGAGCGAAAGCGGCCGGCUUUAGCUAGUGUGAUUGUUGAAGCUUUGAAGGUGGACAGCUUGCAGAGACUUUGCUCGUCAUUGGAACCUAUACUUCGUAGAGUUGUCAGUGAAGAAGUUGAGCGUGCCCUGGCUAGGAUAGCUCCUGCCAAAAUCUCUGGGAGUGCGUCGCCAAAGCGAAUUGGAGGGUCAGAUGGCAGGAACUUGCAGCUGCAUUUCCGAUCCAAACUAUCACUUCCUCUGUUCACAGGAGGCAAAGUUGAAGGAGAGCAGGGUGCUGCAAUCCAUGUUGUAUUAAUUGAUGCCAACACAGGUCAUGUGGUGACCUCUGGGCCUGAAUCAUCCACAAAGCUUGAAGUAGUUGUGCUUGAAGGUGAUUUUAACAAUGAAGAUGAUGAAGAUUGGUCACAAGAAGAGUUUGAAAGCCAUGUUGUAAAGGAACGUGAUGGAAAGAGACCACUUUUACAUGGGGAGUUGCAUGUCAAUCUCAAAGAAGGUGUAGGAACACUUGGAGAACUUACAUUCACAGAUAAUUCAAGCUGGAUAAGGAGCAGGAAGUUCAGGCUGGGCCUCAAGGUGUCCACUGGACAUUGUGAGGGAAUGCGUAUACGUGAGGCAAAAACAGAAGCCUUUACUGUCAAGGAUCACAGAGGGGAAUUAUAUAAGAAGCACUAUCCUCCGGCCCUUAAUGAUGAAGUUUGGAGAUUGGAGAAGAUUGGGAAAGAUGGAUCUUUCCACAAGAGGCUGAAUUCUGCUGGGAUUUAUUCUGUGGAGGAUUUUCUCCGCCUUGCAGUCAGAGAUUCUCAAAAAUUAAGAACUACCCUUGGAAGUGGCAUGUCUAAUAGGAUGUGGGAUGCUCUAAUGGAGCAUGCAAAGACUUGUGUUCUGAGCGGAAAGUUGUAUGUUUAUUAUUCUGAUGAUGCAAGAAAUGUCGGUGUGGCAUUCAAUAAUAUAUAUGAGCUGAGUGGUCUAAUUGCUGGAGACCAAUUUUGUUCUGCUGAUACUCUCUCAGACAGUCAAAAGGUAUAUGUUGAUGCCCUAGUGAAGAAAGCAUAUGACAAUUGGCAUCAAGUCAUAGAGUACGAUGGAAAGGCACUUUUGAAUUCCAAACAAACUAGGAGGACUCGCUCAUCUCAAAAUGAACUAUCGAUGAAUACAAUCAGUUAUUCAAAUCCUGUCGAUAGUCAGUUGGCUUUACCUCGGUUGCCUGUUGCUAUUUCUUCUGAGCAGGCAAUGUUGGAGAAUAAUGUAGUGGCUCCAGGUUAUAAUGAUAAUAUGGUAAACAGAUUUCAGAAUCAAUCACAGCUGAUAAAUUCAAAUUUACAUAAUCAGUUCGAGAACACCUCAUUCUCUCAGCAUGAUCUGAUCGGUGGCAUUUCAGAACAAACCCAUAUUACUGGGAAUGAUAGCAGGGCAGGAUUGGCCUUGGGUCCUCCCCGACCUUCUGCAUCUGAAUUUCAGGUCGUACAACCAUCUCAACCGUCCAAUAUCAAUCCAUAUGAUGAUUGGUCACAAAACCAAAUUUCAGAGGAUGACAUUCGUAACAGAAGUCACGAAUUACUUGAGAGCGAUGAUAUGCAACAGCUGCUGAGACUGUUCAGCAUGGGAGGCCAUGUAAAUAUGCCUGAUGAAGCCUUUUCAUCUUACCCAUCUUUCAUGCCUACACCAUCUACCUACAAUAGUUUUGAGGAGGAUCGUAGUCGUUCAGGCAAAGCUGUUGUUGGUUGGUUGAAGAUCAAGGCGGCUAUGAGGUGGGGCUUCUUUAUCCGGAAGAAAGCAGCUGAGAGGCGUGCACAGCUUGUGGAGUUGGAUGACUGAGCUCCUGAUUAAGUGUGUUUGUCGGCUAAAUUUGCAACAGAAAAGGUACCAUCAACUAGUUCCCUUGGUGCAUAUUCUGCUAGGAAUAAUAGUAUAUAGCAUUUACCGCAAGUAGCUGUCAAAUCUGGCCUGACUUCGCUGUUUAUUAUUGAGAUCUAGCAGACAUAGAUAUGUCUUUUGUACAGUUUCCUCCUGUACAGUGAUUUGUAAUUCUUGUAACCUUGUAUUUUAACUUGAACCUCCUUCGUCGUAACUUUUGUCUGUCGCGAGUUUGGGAUUUUAUAGGUAAUGCAUGGUGCUGUUUCCAUCCAUGAUGUACUUGUACUAUAGGGAGAAAUUCUAAUGAAAGACUAAUUCUCUAUGUAGUCUUGUAUUUUCUAAGAAAAUUUGUGUUUUCAACUUUGGCAGAAUUAUAGUAAGAGUGUAUGUAAUCAACCUGAACUAUGGUACAGCAUUAAGAAGUUAUCGUAUUUGAAAUGAAUUUGGCCUUACAACGAGGCAACUUAUUA
Molecule: messenger RNA, 2799 nt
Organism: Chenopodium quinoa (quinoa)
Lineage: Eukaryota; Viridiplantae; Streptophyta; Magnoliopsida; Caryophyllales; Amaranthaceae
Product: calmodulin-binding protein 60 D-like
Exons: 9
Coding region: 368-2290 (640 amino acids)
Biological process (GO): regulation of salicylic acid biosynthetic process
Cellular component (GO): nucleus
Molecular function (GO): calmodulin binding; DNA-binding transcription factor activity; sequence-specific DNA binding
Source: RefSeq, a predicted model, not a curated record